CGGGCACUCAGUGCGCGCAGCUCGUGCCAGCAUCUACACGGGAAUAAUACGAGCUUUUAACACGCGGAUACGGAUCUGACCUAAAGGGUUCCAGGUAUAAAAGAAAAGGACAGGAGCUCUGUCUUUCGAAAUCUGAAGUGCACCGGUGCCAGCUGUAUAGGCCAGCCCAACCAGAAUGCAGCAGGACAAUAGAGACCCAACCCAGUGACCUUACACGGCUAUCAAAAACCAAACUCAUUAGCUACCUUCCACCAAGACAAACUUCUCUGAAAAGAUCAACAGAAAAAAGGAAGUUAAAAGGGGCGAAACAAGAGGGGGAAGGAGGAGAAAUGUAUUCAGAGUGAAUGCUGACUGCUGUUGAGGAGAACAUCUCAUUUGGGAGUGAUUUUGAGCAUUGUGGAAAAAGGAUUUCCCUGUGCCCUGCCCAUUUGUCCAAAUGCCUGUAUAAAUAUUCCAUGGAGAAAUUGAUUUGUCCCUUUUCCAAAAGUGCCCAACAAAGAGACCAAUUAUAGCAAAGCUCAGCUGUCAACUCUCUCACUUAAACCUCUCAGAUUGGUACAUUCCCAAAUCUUGGAAUGCCCGAAAGUCUAUAGUUGUAGGAGUCCAUUAAAUGGAUCCCUAAAAAUCCCCAAAGUCUAUAUCCUGCGAGUAUUCUGAGACUAAUCUAAUCUUGAAGCUUUAUUGGACCAGUAGUUCCCAGACAACUUUCAUCAAAACACAAGCUUACCUUUCAACACGAGAGGGUUACCUUCACCAGCUGCUUUGUCCACCCUGUUUGGAUGCAUUUUUCCAGAAUUCCAAAAUGAAGCCCUUAACCCCAGUUGGUUCACCCUCUCCGCUGCGGCUCCUCAACAAGGGGCCAGAUUACCUGCGUAGGCAAAUGGAUGCAGGAAGCAGGGGUCGCUCCAUCAGUGCCGUGGAGCGUCUCGAAGCCGACAAGGCGAAGUAUGUCAAGAGUCAACAGGUCAUCAACACCAAGCAAGAUCCUGUGUUGGUGCCCUGCGCCACCCCUCCACCCCUGCCCCGUCGCAAUUUCACCGUGUCUGGUCCGUCAACACCCGUUCUACCUCCCCGAAGACCCUCGGCCCCUUUCUCUUCGCAGGUUUUCACAAGGGAUGAGAAUGAGGAUGACUCCAGGAAGGAGAACUUUCAGAACAAGACCGUAGUGGAAACGCACAAUCGCAACGAUGCAAACAAGCCGCCUGCACCUUCCCCUAGAACUCCAACCACUACGCCAUUAGUCGCCCCACACAGUGCGCCAAUAAUGCGUAGGAACAAUGGCAAACGCAUGCUGCGUCCAGACUCUCUGGUCAUAUAUAGACAGAAAAAAGAAUUCAAGAUUCCCAUCAGUGGUGGCGGAAACGGCAACAUGGAGGCCAAGGGCUACAGCUUCGUACGAAGACUCUUCCAAGGUUCUAUGCGGGAGAAGAGCAACGGAAGUGAUGCGGCUCAAAAAAUGGUGAUCAACGAGGAAAAGGCAUCCUCCUCUCGAGAUGGGGACUCUCGAAUGUCCUGGUCCAAUGAUAAAGACACAGUUGAUGGGGGAAAUGAGACUCGAACAUCAAGUAGAUCCGACUGCGGGCCUCAAAAUGACAACACUGGAUUUCUGGAGAAGCAAUCGAAGAACAGCAUGAUUAACUGUUUACAAAACAGUGUGGGUAACUGUAAUAAUAACAACAUGGAUCCAUGGAAGCCAGUUGUACCUCGAAUGUGGUCCAAUUUGAAACGUUCCAAGUCGGACUUAAGACUUCGCUGCUCGUUAGCAAUGUCUGAGCAAGAGCGAUUCUUCGACUUCUGUGGAUUGGACCUAGAAAUGGUGGAAAGGCUUGGACCAGAGAACUUUCUAGCAGGGGCGAGUUCAGUUGACACGCUCUCACUUCUACUGAGAAGCGUUGGAGGUGGAGGCGGCUCGGAACCCAGUGAAUUUUCUCAACACUCCAGAGAAGGGCUGUUCCAGGAGGAGCUAGCAGAGCAGAUCCCGACAGGUGUGUCCAUUAUUGAGAGAAAUGCACGCGUAAUAAAGUGGCUGUACAGUUGCAAGAAUGCAGCCAAGGAAGGCCCUAAAGAGUCCACUGUUUGAUUACCCUCAUAAUCUCAAGACUAUUCUGGACUGUUGCCUGGAGCAGUGUUCCAAUACUGAAAAACUACACUUAUGACAGAUUACGUUGUAUUUAUUUAAUGUAGAAGAUUUGUAUUUAAGAGAUUCGUUCUGCUUUUCGUAACCAGUACAAGAUAAUUUACGGUGAAGUGUGUAAUAUCAAAGAGAAUUGCAAAAAUAACGACAGUUUUCCUAAACACUCCUCCUUUUAAUAUUGGUCAAACAGUUAGUCCCGCCCCCAAACUCACACCAUUGGUUGAGCCGAUCUUGCAGUGUCGGGCUGGUCUAGAUACUCAACAAACAGAGCAAAUUUUAUGAAGCGCCACAAAGUCACAGUGUUAACACUUUUCAGGGGAAUCAACCCACUAAUAGUGAACUUAAAGUUGUCUCUGCAUAUUAAAAAAUGAUACACUUCACCUGUCAGUCACAGAUAAAGCUGAAUAGUGGUGCAUGAGUACUGAAUGAACCAUGUGUACCUCAUUUCCCAACUGUCCCAGUAAAGUUUGUUUGUUGCCUUUUUUUUCCUUAAACGCAGGCGUUGGAACAAACACACAGAGCACCCCUGUGGGGAUAAUAAUGCACUGAAUUAGAGAAAGAGAGAGACAGAGAGAGAGCUAAAUACUGUACAAAAGCCUAUCUUAAACACUGAGUGAAUGCAAACAAGUAUGCAGGGCCUUAAAAGUAAUCCGAUUGAGAUUUAUUCAUCUUAAGCCAAAGAAAUGACGGUAUACUGCUGUACACUGGCUCUGUUCCAAACCUCAGCGAGUCGUCUCACUGUUUACUGUCUAUAUAGACUGCUGCCUUCUAAGGGAGUAUUUUAUAAAGUAACAUAACAUUGCUGCCAACAAUUUAGAACAACCAUUGCAUCUAAGAUUGUCAAUAUGCAGACUAGGUAGGCAGCUCACUAGGAUUUGGAACAGAGCCAUUGUUUUGCCCCUAAAGUGAUACAUUUAGCCUAUAUUAACCGUUGUGGUGGCGUAGUGGGCUAAAGCACAUAAAUGGUAAUCAGAAGGUUGCUGGUUCGAUCCCCACAGCCACCACCAUUGUGUCCUUGAGCAAGGCACUUAACUCCAGGUUGCUAUGGGGGGAUUGUCCCUGUAAUAAGUGCACUGUAAGUCACUUUGGAUAAAAGCGUCUGCCAAAUGCAUAAAUGUAAAUAUUGAAUUACUGCUUCAGUAUGCACAUGAUAAUAACACUCCUGUGUUUUACACACAAAAGUAAACCCUUUAGCAAACUAGGAGACAUAACGGCACACGGCAGACAGAAACUCCCGAAGUAGAAAACAGUGAUCUGUUCCCAAUCUAAAGGAGAUCUUUGACAGUUUCUCCCAACUUCAUUUGGUCGUAAUGAAUCCUGCCUGAUUGGAGGCAUUAAUCCAUCUCAAUGAUACCACUGAAAAAUGAAGCUGUGGCAUGUACAGGUCAGACUGCGGCCUGCAGAAUAACAUUUACAAAUGCGAUACUGUAAUCUUUCCUUUCUAAAUUCCUUAACCUUUUGUGUGUGUGUGUGUGUGUGUGUGUGUGUGUGCACCCCAACACCCCAAACUUCUCUCUCUCUCUCUCUUGGAUGUUUACAAUCCUGAUGUAAUUGUUUCUAUAAAGAAGAAAUUUAGAUUUCAAUCAAAAUAGAUGUUAUACAGAAAAUCCAAAUAAAGUCAUAUUUCUGAAAGAUGGUAUCCUCGUGUGUGUUUUGUAAUUUUAGCUUGUUUGGUUAUGUAAUGGGGUUUUUCCAUGGGUGGAAAAUGGGGUACGGCUCGACUCGACUCUGCUCGCUUUUUAGGGGUUUUC
Molecule: messenger RNA, 3885 nt
Organism: Xyrauchen texanus (razorback sucker)
Lineage: Eukaryota; Metazoa; Chordata; Actinopteri; Cypriniformes; Catostomidae
Product: protein FAM110B-like
Exons: 2
Coding region: 803-2080 (425 amino acids)
Source: RefSeq, a predicted model, not a curated record